This is a messenger RNA of Carassius carassius (crucian carp), 2962 nucleotides long. Its product is annotated as influenza virus NS1A-binding protein homolog B. NCBI's taxonomy places the organism in Eukaryota, Metazoa, Chordata, Actinopteri, Cypriniformes, Cyprinidae. Bases 677 to 2599 code for a protein of 640 amino acids. The record is from RefSeq and is a predicted model, not a curated record. Gene Ontology annotation, molecular function: protein binding. The transcript is spliced from 14 exons.
CGCCCAUUGUGCUGUCGUCAUCAGUGACGCAUCAUAGUUAAGCGCGCGCUUCAUUUCGUUCAUUUCGUAAACGGCGGUUCUUUGGUUUGAUAACUAUUUUUUUCGAAGUAGAAAUUAUGUUUUUCAUCCUAAACAGACAAAGGAAUUCGGUCAUCAUGUGUAGUCAAGGUGGUAGGACUUGUUUUCUUUAACCCGCUGAGUGACAUCAGGCACGAUCUGUCACGGCACUGCCUCUUAUCCAGAAACAUCUGUGUGUGGUACCCUCUGUUGAAAGUGCCUUAGAGCAAGACUGUUCUUCUGUUACCUGUUUGGUAAGUGUGUCUCCUCACCAGACCUGCAUGGACUCUGUGACCACAGAAUUUUUACAGAAAUGUGUGGGGAUUUCUGCAGAAUUUCAGAGAGCUCUUCACAUCCCCCAUUUCUUACAUGUUCAUAUUAAAUAUUUAGCUACUUUUGAUGAUUCCCUCUAAGAUGUGUAGCAUUCUCAGCUCAGUUUAACACAUUUUAUACCAUAUUUGAAUUAAUUUUAGAUAUCACCAUGCAGUCAUUUUACAAAAUAUGUUACAAAGUGCCAUAGACUCCAUGUGGGUCUUCUCAUCAUGUUGCAUUUUUUAACACAAAGCAGUCGGUCUCAUUUUGCUGUGUUUGCCUCCUUGACUUUGAUAGAUCCAACAAAAUGACUCCCAACGGAUAUUUAAUAUUUGAAGAUGAGAGCUUUCUUGAUUCUACUGUGGCCAAAAUGAAUGCUUUGCGUAAAAGUGGCCAGUUUUGUGAUGUCAGACUGCAGGUCUGUGGACAUGAGCUGAUGGCCCAUAAGGCUGUGCUGGCCUGCUGUAGUCCUUACCUAUUUGAGAUUUUUAAUACUGACUCUGAGCCACAGGGUGGGGUUUCGCUGGUAAAAUUUGAUGACCUCAACCCUGAUGCUGUGGAGAUCUUGCUCAACUAUGCCUACACAGCCCAACUGAAGGCAGAUAAAGAUCUGGUUAGUGAUGUGUAUUCUGCAGCACAGAAGCUCAAACUGGAGAGGGUAAAACAGAUCUGUGGAGACUACCUGCUAUCAAAAAUGGACUCCCAGAGUGCUAUUUCAUACCGCAACUUUGCUAGUAGAAUGGCUGAUGGGCGGCUUCUGGGCAAGAUUGAUGCAUUUAUACAGGACCAUCUUCAGGAGAUCUCAGAACAGGAUGACUUCCUUAAACUUCCUCGGCUGAAACUGGAGGUUAUGCUAGAGGACAACCUGAAUUUGCCAGGUAAUGGCAAACUGUACUCAAAAGUGAUAAGCUGGGUACAGCGCAGCCUGUGGAAGAAUGGAGAUCCCCUGGAGAAACUGAUGGAAGAGGUGCAAACGCUGUACUACUCAGCAGAUCACAAAUUGCAUGAUGGGAGCCUGCUUGAGCGGCAGGCAGAGGUCUGCAGCUCUGAGGAUGACCACAUUCAGUUUGUGCAGAAGAAGCCUCCUCGAGAAAGAGAUGAGAUGAGCUCAGGUGCCUCUGGCAGCCUCUCUCCUUCCAACAGCCAGUUCAACAAGCAUGAAUGGAAGUAUAUUGCCUCAGAGAAGACCACCAACAAUGCCUACCUGUGUCUGGCUGUUCUCAGAGGUAUGCUGUGUGUGAUCUCCCUGCAUGGCCGCACCAGUCCUCAUACUUCCCCAUCUGCUACGCCAUGUGUGCUGAAGAGCCCGAGCUUUGAGGCUCAACCAAUAGAUCUGCAGGAGAAGCUGUUGAAGCCCAUGCAUUAUGCUCGCUCAGGCCUGGGAACUGCUGAACUGGACGGCAAGCUUAUUGCUGCAGGUGGCUAUAAUAGAGAAGAGUGCUUGAGGACUGUGGAGUGUUAUGACCCAAAGAAGGACUGCUGGACUUUCAUCGCUCCCAUGCGCACUCCACGGGCUCGCUUCCAGAUGGCUGUGCUAAUGGGUGAGCUUUAUGUAAUGGGUGGCUCCAAUGGUCACUCAGAUGAGCUGAACUGUGGAGAGAUGUUUAACCCCAAGGCUGAUGAGUGGAUUCAAGUUCCUGAGCUCCGCACCAACCGUUGCAAUGCAGGUGUGUGCUCAUUGCAAAACAAGCUUUUUGUGGUGGGUGGAUCUGAUCCUUGUGGCCAAAAGGGCUUAAAGAAUUGUGACUCCUUUGACCCAGUGACAAAAAUGUGGACCAGCUGUGCACCCCUUAACAUCAGGAGGCACCAGGCAGCGGUGUGUGAGUUAAGUGGAUUUGUGUACGUGAUAGGUGGUGCCGAGUCCUGGAACUGCUUAAACUCAGUAGAGCGCUACAACCCAGCAAACAACACAUGGACCCUGGUGGCCCCCAUGAACGUGGCCCGUCGUGGAGCUGGUGUCGUUGUGUAUGAAGGGAAGCUGUUUGUGGUUGGAGGAUUUGACGGCUCUCAUGCGCUGCGCUGUGUGGAGGUGUAUGAUCCAGCCAAGAAUGAGUGGAGGAUGCUGGGAAGCAUGACAUCAGCACGGAGCAAUGCAGGGCUGGCUGUGCUGAACGGUGUGCUCUGUGCAGUCGGGGGCUUCGAUGGAAAUGAGUUUCUCAAUACCAUGGAGACGUAUGACCCAGAGAACAAUGAGUGGAGCCCAUUUAUUGAGGCAUUAACGAAGAACUGAAGGAUGUCCGGAUCUCUCCUUUCCUCAAACUGACUAACAUUGUAAUGUGAUUGUUUUACUGAUGUUCCUCUGUUUCGGAUGCUGAGGAGAGAAACUCUGAUAGAAGCUUAUUUGAAGUUGCCCAAAGCAACAUAAAUCCUUUGCAUAUUGCAUAAUUACUAUGUAUAUAGUUUUUUUUUCUCUCUUUCUCUCUCUUUUGCUUCAUGCUAAAAAGCCAAUGAUGAAAAUUCCAGUUUUAACACCAAUUAAUGUUUAAUCUCAUUUAUCACUGUAUUUAAAACAUUAGACCGGAUUUCUUUUUUUUUUUUUUUCCUUUUUUUUUUUCAAAAAGGUGCAAAAAUUAAUAAACCGUUUCAACUUGGA